AGCCUCAAUCCACCGGUCUCGUGUUUCCACCCACCCUCCGUUCGUGAACUUUCAUUUUUGCUGUUUUGUGAAGGUGUUUUAUUACUCAAUUAUUCUAGGAAGGAAAGUUUCGUUAUUGUGUUGGGAUGCGGAAGGGUGAGGAGCAGAGCUGAGGGUAAACAUGUUAAGGGUUUAAGAGAAUGGCUCGGUGAUCAUGUCGUCUAUGGAGGGUGUUUUCUCCGGGGUGGGUGACUGGCAGUGGCUCUGCAUGGUCACUCUCUUUCUGGCCUCUGUUGUCACUUUGAUUACAUACUUGGUGCUGUAUUUUUCCAACGAACCCCCUGUUGGGAAAACACCUCUCAGUCAUGUGGAUUCAGAGGAAGCUGAUGGGAUUUUAUGCUGGGUGCUGUCUCUGAAAAGCUGGAAGAGUCAGUGGAGAAGAGCCUGGUUUAGGGGCCUUAAUGAGGAAGCUCGUAGAUCACAGAGCGGGAUUCAGCUGACCUUUGAAGAUGAUGGUGUCCAGUCAUCAGAACUGGCCGUGGACCAGAUUUCAAGCUUUACAAAAACACUCGGUCAAAAGGAUGUCCUGUGUCAGGUGGUUGGGAACAAACUGCAGUUUUCUGUCAGUGCUUUACCAAGCUCAGCAUCUUCAGAAACACCCCUGAGAUACAGUGUGAAAAUAUCUCCACUUCGUCUGCAGCUGGCCCUACAGAUGAAAGAGGUGAACAGGGAGGUGGAGAUUUCCUGGAGGGUGCUUCACCUGGACUCUGUAGAUUUGCAGCUGACGCCAGGUUUUGCGCAGGGAGAUUAUGAGAGUCUAAGUGAAGUGGCUGUGAGCGACAGGCUCAGACAGGUCUUGAAUGGAGCUCAAGCAUUUGUAACUCUGAGCAGCCGACAUGCAGAGUCUGCAGAAGUCCAGGAAGUAAGGAACAAGACCUUGGAGGUGACCUCACCCCCAAAGCCCCCGCGAGCACAUGAAUGGAAACUAUUAGUGAAGAACAUCCGGGUCACAUGCAAACAGGAGAAUGGUGCUGCAGGCGGCAUGAAUCCCCAGUGUAUCCUCCAGUUGGAUGAUCCUCCUCAGAAGGUCACCAGUUCGGUCUUGACUAACACAUCCAACCCGGCCUGGGAUCAGCCCUUCAUAUUUGAGCUUAGCGGCCGAUCAAAGGAGCUGAACAUCCAGGUCGUGGAUAACGGCAAACCUCAGGAGAGUGGUUUGUUAGGUCAGGUAUCUGUGCCUUUUGAUCUAGUGAAGAAACACCCCAAAGGUCAACAGACUUUUUCACUCAUGAACAAAGAUCAUAUGACCGGAUCACUAACUACUGAGUUCACCUACCUGGAGCCCAGCGAGGUGCGGAGCUGGCAGACGCCCACGCCGGCCCCUACUAAGAGAGUGGAGAUGGACCGCACUGUGAUGCCCUGUGGCACCGUUGUCACCACUGUCACUGCUGUGAGGAGUAAACCAGGACGACCUUUGCAACCUGAAUCCAAAUCACCCUCUAGAAAUAAGCUGGUGGAGAGAAGGGUGUCAGAGCAGCAGUCAAUACUCGGAGCCAAAGUUAGCAAAGCCCUGUCAUCAUCGGAUACAGAGUUAUUGAUGCUAAAUGGGACCGACCCUGUAGCCGAGGCUGCCAUUAGACAGCUCCAUGAGUCGGCAAAACAGAAGCUCAAAUCUCCUGUCAAAAAGAGCACCAUCAUCAUCUCAGGAGUAACCAAGGCCCCUCUAACACAGGAUGAGGAGAUGACUUUGAUGGCUGGAUAUGCAGCUGCAAUGGACGCUUCUAUGUCCGGAGCAUCUGAGGGCACCAGCAGCGAAGCAGCAGCAUUACCCUCGGAAACAGUGGCAGAACCCAGCUUUCUCGAACCCAUAGAGUCUCUGGUGGGUGCGAAUGGCACAGAUCAUGUGGAGGACUGGGAGAGUCAGGCUGGAGAGGACCCAGAUGCGGAUAAGUCCUCUCUGUCCCUCUGUACCUCUGAAACGGGUUCCAAAAAAGGAAAAGGCAGCUUCCUGCACAAGAGUGCCAAGCUAUUCUUCAGACGGCGACAUCAGCGAAAGGAGCCAGGAAUGAGCCAGUCCCACAAUGAUCUGCAGUACUUGGAGCAUCCCGAGGCGGCCAUGAUGGGCGACAGGGAAAAGAGGACGGCCACCUUCAGGCGCAUUAUCAACCACAAGCUUCUGCCCAAGAGCAAGAGCAAAGCCAACGGCACAGUGAGGGAACCGCCCACGUGAACUGCCCACUCUGUUGCAUUAGAGAAGGCCUUCAUCGAGACUAAUAGUUUUUGCACCUCUUAAUUUUUUUCUAACGUCCUCCUUUUCACAUUCAUUCUCAACUUUUAUGCAAGUCAUUUCU
Molecule: messenger RNA, 2330 nt
Organism: Rhinichthys klamathensis goyatoka
Lineage: Eukaryota; Metazoa; Chordata; Actinopteri; Cypriniformes; Leuciscidae
Product: C2 domain-containing protein 2
Exons: 14
Coding region: 194-2209 (671 amino acids)
Source: RefSeq, a predicted model, not a curated record